This is a messenger RNA of Cherax quadricarinatus, 2040 nucleotides long. The record is from RefSeq and is a predicted model, not a curated record. NCBI's taxonomy places the organism in Eukaryota, Metazoa, Arthropoda, Malacostraca, Decapoda, Parastacidae.
AUGGGGCAGUCGUCCCAAGUGGUCACAGUCUAUAGUGAUCACAAUCCUCUGGUCUACAUCAACACCAUGAAAAACAACAACUCACAUCUGUUGUAUUGGAGUCUCAGGCUGCAACCUUACAAUAGUGAACACGAUACGAAGCUGUCCAUGAUGCGCCUGCAGCAGACUGGUCUCUCAACACAGGUGAUGGAGGCUUGGCUGGUCACACAGGUGGUGGAGGCUGUGUUGACCUCAACACAACAUGGCAGCUACUCUGUAAUUUUCAUUACGGACGGCACUACCUCACCCUCCACUAUCUUCAUGAUAAUAGACCAUUUAAGGUUUCCAGAAGGCGUUGGUAUUUCUGAAGUAGUAAUUAAUGGUUCUGAUUUCAAGCAGAGGGACGAGCACCUCUCACUGCUGGUUGGUAAUGUUAAGAUGCUGCGGAAGUUGUCAUCAUACACAACAGUUGUGGUGAUAAGUGACGAGGCAACCUUCCUCGCCGCCUUCGUCAAAUGGUCCGUCAAGGGGCGCCUCAUGGUGUGGUCGACGAGGCUCCUCAUUCUCACUCACUCUCGCCUCAUGGAGCUGCAGGAUCUCCACACAACCUUGUCCAACCUCAACUCUAUGUUGGUUAUUAUCAACGACGACACAACAAACAUCAAGUGCAGUGUUUACGUCCAGCUGCCGUAUAGUCCGCGGGGAUCCCAGGUUGUGCAGGUGGCCUCCUGGACACCUCGUCGUGGCCUCCUUUUCACCUCACACCUCCCACUCUUCCCUGAAAAGUUCUCAAAGUUCCAACACAGACCGAAUUUGCUGGUGGCGAUCGAGAAGUCUCCCUUUGAUAGGUUGGUGAGCGUGAAUGACCCAUUUUCAGCGGUUCCCAGGUUUCAGUUCCAGGGUUCCAUGGUAAAGGUAAUGGACUACCUUUGUGAAGCACUUAACUUCACGUACUCCUUCUUGCGGCCUCCUGACGGAGUGUUUGGUGUUAGACUCAGUAAUGCGUCAUGGACCGGCAUGUUGGGCAUGAUGGUGAGGGAGGAAGUAAGUAUCGCUGCUGGACCUUUCAUGAUAGAUACUUAUCGUGCCGAGGUGGUGGACUUCACUGUACCAAUAUUCAUAGACUACUGGAGGAUCCUGGCAAGUAGAGGUCUUCCAAAGGUGGACCCCUGGGGCUUCCUGUUCCCCCUGGCACCUCUGGUGUGGGCGAUAAUCCUGGGGAUGCUGGUGGUGCUUGCUGCUGCAGUGUUCCUUAUGUAUGCCUUCGGCUCUGUCAGAAAUGGUUACCAAAACUACUGGGUCGAGGUCGCCUUCGGCUACGUUCGAAUAUUAUUACAGCAAGAUACAACUCUGCCUAUAAUCUGGUUGUGGGAGCGGUUGUUGCUGCUGGUGUGGAUGAUGGUGACACUGGUGUUAACACGGAGUUACUCUGGCAACCUCAUGGCUCUCCUGGCAGUGAGACACAUCCCUCAACCUUACCAAACACUACGUCAAGUGUUAGACGACCCAUCUGUUACGAUCAUAUGGGAACAAGGCUCUGCAACAAUCUCCUAUAUGAAAUUAGCGAAAUCUGGUGUAUUUCGGGAAUUAGCUGAAUCAGAGAAGAUUGGUCGACUCAUCUACGUACCAACUUCGGAGUUCCAAGAAAUCAUUGACACUCUGGUGCGGCGGGGCGACCACGUCUUUAUUAAUGUCCAUUCUGGUUUGAAGUCAUCUAUCGCUCAAGACUUCACGAAAACAGGCAAGUGUUCCUUUUACGAGUCCAAAGAAGAAUUCUUGAUGGCAAUAUAUGUAAUGAUUGGUCAAAAGAACAGCCCACUGCUGCCAUUUAUUAAUAAAAGGAUAAUGUCGAUGACGGAGGCUGGGUUGUUCUUCCAGUGGUUGAUAGCUGAAGAACCCAACUCCACUGUGUGUGAUCAUGUCUCCAACAAGAUCACCGUCAACGAGGCACUCUCCCUCAGUAACCUCUGGGGAAUGCUUGUUAUCCUCCUGGUGGGUGAUAUUACUAGUCUGUUUGUAUUGUUCCUCGAGCAUCUCAUUCUUCACAUUAAACAAAUUUAG